AUGGAAAAGGAUCAUCUGGUUGAAGAAGAAAAAAAAGAUAAGGUAGAGUCUGAGAAACCAGAAGAAGGGGUAACAGUACCGAAGGUCGAAUCAAAUGAUGAUAUACAUCAAACGGACACACCAAAGGUAGAUUCUACUACAUCUGAAGGAAAGCUUAAAGAUCCUGUGGCGGUAGAAAGACCCAGCAUAAAUUCCACAAACACAUCUUCAAGUGGUGGCUUUGGUAAUACGGUAAAUGACCUGUCACAGCCAUCUACCAGGCCCGUAACUACUGCAGAGACAAGCACAAAUUCGAAUCUACCCUGGGAUGGCAAUCAAGCUAAUAGAAACUUAAAUUCUCAGUCAUAUGAUCUGCGAGUUCAUCUGCUGAAAUCCUUAGGAAUUGAGGAUAUAUCAAGAAUAGACAUAGCGGAUAAUAAACUGCUGGAACGAUUUUUCAGUCUACAUAUAGAGAGGGAGCAGAAAGAGAUAGAAAAAUUAAAGACCAAGAACUUGGAAAAGCUAGAACUAAUAGUCGAUAAGUUUGUUAGUAAUGAGAAAUUCACAAAUGAUACCCUGAACAAACUUCUCGAACUUAUUUCUUCGAAAUCUAUAGACAGCCAUGAUUUACUUGGUUCUUCUAGUAUUCAGUUGAAACGUACAGAACAUUCUCCAAAUCGAUUAAUGAGUCCCAGAGGGCAUAAGAGAUAUAAAUCGGAGAUCCCAACAGUCCCAGAAACUCAAUAUUCUCAUAUUAACUAUAACAUCCAUGGUCAACCUGUGAAUAUGGUUUAUCAUCAAGCCUAUCAACAGGUUACUCCUCAGACGUACUAUGUGCCUCAAGGCAAUCAAGCCUGGCACCAAGGGAGCUACACUCAAGGGAAUAGAGCUACUUUCCAGCCACCUAGUUUGGCCAACAGCAAUAUCAAUAAUUCCGAAGAUGUGAAACUACAAGAAGGUGUGAAAGUUGAGCCAAGUGGACGUGCAAGACAACGAUCUUCCACUUCGUUAGGUGCUAGUCUUUCUACGUCGAAUUCGACAUCAAAUCUCAGCAAUACAAUGAAAGCAGCUACGGCUAAUGAAGGUAAGGAUACUGGCAGUAAUGAUGGCCACCAUACUGGUAGUUACGGUGCAAGUAACGCAUCCAACGUGAUGCCAUCACAGGUUAACAACCCGAACUAUAUGACAUAUGGCAGUGUUAGAGGAGGCCCAUAUGUUAUGGUUCAACAACCACCCGGCCAACAGAUGGCAACACAAUACAUACCCGCGGGAAAUCAGGGGUUUUACCAAUCAGUGGUUCCUAACCAAGGGCACAUGAAUGGCAUGGUCGCAAGUUCGCAGGGAUACCAGGCUAAUACUCCACAACCAGCGACUUCUGACAAUAUGGUUAUGCUAGGAAAUCAGUACAGAGGCAAUGAGACGUUGCAUCAGGAUGCCACUCCAUCGUUAAGCUCCUCAACCAGUCAAAAGAGACAAGGCCACAGACGGACGCAGAGUGCUAAUGUGGUCCUAUCAACUGGCAGGUCACCAAAUCGAAUGAACAUGCAGCGGCAGGUUAAUUUCCUGAUCCACACCCCAAAACACCCACCACCAACAUAG
Nakaseomyces glabratus is the source of this 1578-nucleotide messenger RNA. RefSeq names its product Pog1p (gene POG1). Lineage: Eukaryota; Fungi; Ascomycota; Saccharomycetes; Saccharomycetales; Saccharomycetaceae. The record is from RefSeq and is a predicted model, not a curated record.